Oncorhynchus keta (chum salmon) is the source of this 1210-nucleotide messenger RNA. Its product is annotated as 39S ribosomal protein L27, mitochondrial-like. NCBI's taxonomy places the organism in Eukaryota, Metazoa, Chordata, Actinopteri, Salmoniformes, Salmonidae. The record is from RefSeq and is a predicted model, not a curated record. The coding region runs from base 151 to 594 and encodes 147 amino acids. Gene Ontology annotation, biological process: translation. Gene Ontology annotation, molecular function: structural constituent of ribosome. The transcript has 4 exons. Gene Ontology annotation, cellular component: ribosome; mitochondrial large ribosomal subunit.
UAAAAUAAGAUUUUAACCCUAACCUCAACCACACUGAUAACCUUAUGCCUAACUUUAAAUUAAGACCAAAAAAAAUAUCAUUUUUGAUUUAAUGAAUUGUUACUUUAUAGACCAUUUUGACUUUGCGGCUCUGGUAACUAGUAAAACAAGAUGGCUGCGCUCUCGUCCUUGAUGUUCAAGUCCAGAGCAGGUCUUCUGCUCCCUUGCCAGUCCUCUCUCGCGGACUGGGUGCGGUUCGCCUCCAAGAAGGCAGGCGGUAGCAGCAAGAACGUCGGUGGAAAGAGCCCUGGUCGCAGAUAUGGCUUCAAGAAAACAGAUGGGAACUUUGUCCAUGCUGGCAACAUCCUAGCAACACAGAGGCUCAUGAGGUGGCAACCAGGAGCACAUGUGGGGAUUGGAACCAACAACACCCUGUAUGCCCUGGAGGACGGCAUUGUCAGGUUCACUAAGGAGGUGUAUGUUCCAGCCCCACGCAGCUCUGAGACCUUCAAGGUCAUCACCAAGCUGCCCACAGGAACUGUACUCUACAAGACCUUCAUCAACGUAGUGCCCAACAAACAGGAGGGCAAAUUCAAACUGGUUGGCAUGUUCUGAAGACUCAUUCCUAUUCCACUCUGUGUAGGUACAAACCCUACUCUUUCUAUGGACUGGGCAGUUUGGAUUUGAAAAGUUCUGUUCACCCGCAGACUCCUUUUGUUGUGAAUGUUGUGGAACUGAGCCAAAGCGUGAUGAGGAUUCUGGAUGUUCCAAGGGAAUUACUCAAAGCUUCCUGUGUUACCUGUGGUGACCGUUGUCAUUGAUCCUGCACUCUGGAAAUGUGACUGGUCGAAAGUUUAUUCAACAGGCACCUUUAUGACUUUUUGUGCUGUAAGAAGACAUACCAAUGUCAUUCCAUCCAAUAAAGUUUUAUAUAUAAUCAUGACAUCAGCAGUCUGUUGGAAUUUUAAGCUUAGUUAAGAGAACAAUUUCCUGUGUAUCCAAAGGUAUUUAAUUGUCGGGAAUAUUUUAGUAUCGUUUGGUGGGGGAAAAAAUCAAUAUCAAGUGUGAAUGUGGUCUAUAGUUCUUGAAGUAACCACAGGGUGUCUCAAGGCUCAAGUUUCCCCUCAGUUUUCUCCAUACAGACCACGGGAGGGCUAAUGUAAAAACGUGUUUGUUUUUUUAAAGAACCUGUGAAGCAGAUUGAAGUAAUAAAUCACACUUUUUAGCAGCA